AAUAGACGGUUUACUCUUAACUGCGCUACCAAGUGAAUUUGAAAAUUUGCGAAAAUGGUGAGACUGCUGGUGAAGAAAAUUACUGAUAAUCAGUUUCUCUACGAUACAACUGUAGACUCAAAGAUUGAUGAUAUAAUUAAGGAAAUAACCAUCAUUCACAAUGGUCGUUUGAAAGUUACUCGACUAACUUACGAUUUAGAAGAAUUAGCCAAUCAUGGCACGAUGUUGCCCCAGAAUAUGCAGGGGUUAACCGAUGAGCAAAUUGAAGAAUUACACUUGGUCGACGAAUGGGGUGAAAAAUGUUGCCCUUCUGGAGGGUGGACAUUUAACAAAGAUAUAAUGGGUGAGUGGUUUCUGACGUUAAAUAAAAAAGUGUGCUAGAUAGAAAAAUUUUUUUUGACAGGUCGAAGAAACGGUAAGCA
Messenger RNA from Trichogramma pretiosum, 422 nucleotides. RefSeq names its product UPF0769 protein C21orf59 homolog A-like. Lineage: Eukaryota; Metazoa; Arthropoda; Insecta; Hymenoptera; Trichogrammatidae. Gene Ontology annotation, biological process: regulation of cilium movement. Bases 55 to 381 code for a protein of 108 amino acids. The transcript is spliced from 2 exons. The record is from RefSeq and is a predicted model, not a curated record.